Toxotes jaculatrix (banded archerfish) is the source of this 2720-nucleotide messenger RNA. RefSeq names its product epsin-1-like. Gene Ontology annotation, cellular component: clathrin vesicle coat; plasma membrane; endosome. Lineage: Eukaryota; Metazoa; Chordata; Actinopteri; Toxotidae. Gene Ontology annotation, biological process: endocytosis. The record is from RefSeq and is a predicted model, not a curated record. Bases 276 to 2564 code for a protein of 762 amino acids. Gene Ontology annotation, molecular function: clathrin binding; phospholipid binding. The transcript has 11 exons.
CGCCGAUGACUCAGAACUGGAUCCAGUUUGCGGUGUUCUGUGGUCGGGAUGGAGGUGGAACAGAGCUGAAAACACACAUGAUCUGAGCGCCAGGAUCUGGUUUCCGACAUCCUGAGACAAGCCAAUGCAGUCAGGGGGAAGAGAGACCAGCAGGAUGAAUGCUCACUGAGCCAGCAACUGCACGCAAGCAACUUCAGAAUUAGACUUUGACAGCACAGCCAAGUUUUACGAAAAGAUCGCGGUGGUUUGAUUCCCCACCUCACCCCGCAGACACCAUGACAUCCUCUAUGCUCCGCCGCCAGCUGAAGAACCUGGUCCAGAAUUACUCUGAGGCUGAGGUCAAGGUGAGAGAGGCUACAUCUAAUGACCCAUGGGGCCCAUCCAGCUCUCAGAUGGCUGACAUCUCCGACCUGACCUACAACGUGGUGGCCUGCAACGAGAUCAUGACGAUGCUGUGGAAACGCCUGAAAGAUGACAAGAACUGGCGACACAUCCACAAGUCCCUGACACUGCUGGAGUACCUGUUAAAGACUGGUGACGAUCGUGUGCUCCUGAAAAUGAAAGACAACAUCUACAUCGUCAAAGCCCUCACAGAGUACCGCUUUGUAGAGAAGGAUGGCAAGGAUCAGGGUGUGAACGUGAGAGAGAAGGCUAAGGUUGUCCUUGUUCUAAUGGAGGAUGACGAGAAACUAAAGCAGGAAAGAGAUUUUGCUGUCAAGACCAGAGAGAAGACGUCAAAAAGUUCUGCUGCUUCAUCCACGGAUACCGUCAAAGAUCCUAACUACAAGCCAUGCUAUGUUCCUGGGGCCACAGGGCUUCCAUCUUUAGACAACAUACCCUCAGUGGCUGACCUGACCGCUUCCUUCACUGCCCGCAAAGAGGAACGGCUCAGGCAGGAAGCUGAGAAGAAAGAAGCAGAGAGAAGGGCUAAGAUGAGUGACGACGAGCUGAAAUGGGAGGAUGCAGGCAAAAGCGGUGAGGUUAAAUCCGAUGUUUGGGGAGGAGAGGAGGAGGAGGAGGAGGAGGUGAAACCAGACCCAUGGGGGGCCCCCAAAGAACCUAAAGAGGCCACAGAUCCAUGGGGUACACCUACAAGACCUGACACCACUGACACAGCAGGUAGCAGUGAUCCUUGGGUUGCUCCAGCUACAGCUGAUGAUGAUCAGUUUGCAUCAUCAGAAAGUGUUGAAGAUCCAUUUGCGGCACCAAAGAAUGGAGAAGAUCCUUUUGCAGCACCAAAAGAUGGGCCCGAUCCAUUUAGUGCACCAAAAGAUGGGCCCGAUCCAUUUAGUGCACCAAAAGAUGACCCUUUCAACACCCCCAAGGAAAGUUCAGACCCCUUCAAUGCACCCAAAGGCAAAGAGGAUCCAUUUGUCACUCCAAAAGAUAAAGCAGAUCCUUUUAGCUCAUCUAACAAUGAUCCAUUUAAUACACCCAAAGAUGAUCCAUUCAGUGCUCCAAAAGACGAUCCCUUUAACACCCCAAAAGAUGAUCCUUUCAGCACCCCAAAAGACGAUCCCUUUAACACCCCAAAGGAUGAUCCUUUCAACACCCCAAAGGAUGAUCCUUUCAACACCCCAAAAGACGAUCCUUUCAACACCCCAAAAGACGAUCCCUUUAACACCCCAAAAGACGACCCCUUUAACACCCCAAAAGACGAUCCCUUUAACACCCCAAAAGAUGAUCCAUUCAGUACCCCAAAUGAUGACCCCUUCACAGCACCAGCAUCAACACCCCCUAAAGAAGACCCAUUCACAGCUCCCACAUCACUGCCUAAAGAAGAUCCUUUCUCUGCACCAACCAAACCUGCUCAAAAUGACCCUUUUGCUGCACCAAUUACACCACCCAAAGAGGAUCCUUUCUCUGCACCAUCCAAUCCUCCAGAAGAUGACCCCUUUGUUGCUCCAACAACACCACCUAAAGAGGAUCCUUUCUCUGCAUCAUCCAGACCUACUAAAGAUGACCCCUUUGCUGCACCAACAACACCAUCCAAGGAUGAUCCUUUCUCUGCACCAUCUCAACCUACAAAAGACGACCCCUUUGCUUCACCAACAACUCCACCUAAAGAGGACCCAUUCACAGUGCCAUCCAGUGCACCAAAUGAUGACACCUCAGAUCCCUUCAGUGCCCCUCUGGAGAGAUCGCCCCAAGGCAGUGGAGAUGCGUGGGGAGCCCCUGCCAGCUCUCCACCUGCCGCCGGGUCAGAUCCCUGGGGAGAUGGCGAAAGCGCCACAUCACCUGCUGAUAAUUCUGAUCCAUUUGGGGAUGCAUCCAAACCGGACAAAGACCCAUGGGGAGCCCCAGCUGCAGCCAGUACAGACGAUGCAUGGGGUUCACCAGCUCCACCCACAGACUCCUCCCCAUCUAGUGACCCCUUUGGAGAUGGAGCGUCAAAAUCCAACGAUCCCUGGGGUGUACCGAGCAAUGCAACUAGCAAUGCCACAGGAAAGCGAACAACACAAGAAGAGGAGAUACAUAGAAAGACUGCUUCAUUCUUGGGUUCAGCGGGGGCAUCGCUGGUUGACUUGGAUGAUUUAUUUUCUUCUAACCCCAAACCCAAAUAACGCCCCCUCAUCAACACACUCGCUGCACAGACACAAGCCAUUGGCGCUUUCAAAGCCAGGGGCAUGUCGUCUGGCCCUGUGGUCAGAUCAGGGGCUGUUGCAGGGUUGUCCCUUCCUGAAACAUCAGCCCUACCUGGCAAUCCAUUUGGAUCCACC